Messenger RNA from Brassicogethes aeneus, 1941 nucleotides. NCBI's taxonomy places the organism in Eukaryota, Metazoa, Arthropoda, Insecta, Coleoptera, Nitidulidae. The record is from the annotation of a GenBank genome assembly.
UGACCUUGCUCGAGUGUUUAAAAUGAAAGGAGAUCCUUACUAUAGUGAUGUAUACGAUGCGAUCAACAAGUGGGCUGUUUGUUUUUGUAGCAUUCUUGAUCGCGUUAACAAAAUGUUCGCGUUUAUUGGUAGUGUUUCCCAUGGAGGCACCAAGUCACUAUAACCUUGGCAGUAGUUUGGCAAAAGGAUUGGCGGAAGCUGGACAUGAUGUCACUAUCAUUGCUUCUUUUAAGGAGAAGAGCAUUACAAAGGGAUUGAAGUAUAGAGAAGUUUAUCUCGAUGGGUUUUAUGAGGAAAGAAAAAAACAAUUUAAGGAAAUGAACCUCUUUAAAAUGACUAACAUUCCAAUGAUAAUGAGACUUCCCUUUAUGAACUCCAUGGGAAAUGACAUAACAGAACGAACUUUCGCUCAUCCGAAAAUCCAAAAACUCCUCGAUGACCAAAACGAAAAAUUCGACGCCGUAAUAGUGGAAAAUUUUAUAAACGAUGCCAUGAAAUAUUUUGCUUACCAUUUUAAAGCCCCCCUGAUCAGUUUUAGUCCUGUUGGUGCAAACGCUUGGGUUAAUAUUUUGGUUGGCAACCCUGCUCCUCCCUCAUAUAUCCCAAAUGCUUUCAUGGACUAUUCUUCACAGAUGACUUUUUUUGAAAGGGUUUUAAAUAAUUUGUUUGACGUUAUUUCCAGUCUUAACACGCAUUUAAUUUUCUUUCCUGGUCAAAAUAAGAUAUUGCACAAAUAUUUCCCUAAUGCACCUGAUAUUAGCGAUUUACUUUACAAUAAUUCACUGGUGCUUUUAAACUCACAUGUUAGCACGACUUUUCCUGUACCAUUGUUGCCAAAUAUGAUCAAUAUUGGUGGGUUUCAUGUUAAACCUGCUAAAACAUUACCCAAGGAUUUGAAGGAUUUUAUUGAAGGUGCCAAACAUGGUGUUAUUUACUUCAGUAUGGGUUCCAAUUUGCAGAGCAAAGAUUUACCGGAAAAUAUAAGAAACAAUUUGAUGAAUACUUUUAAGAGUCUUAAAGAAAGAGUGAUAUGGAAGUUUGAGGAUGAAAACCUACCUGGAAAACCUAAUAAUGUUUUAAUUAGCAAGUGGUUGCCACAAAAUGAUAUUUUAGGACAUCCAAAUGUAAAACUUUUUAUUACUCAUGGAGGCUUACUAAGUACCACGGAAACAAUAUACCAUGGCGUACCUGUACUGACAAUUCCUAUAUUUGGUGAUCAAAAAAUGAAUGCCAAUCAAAUGAUUCAACACGGUUUUGGCCAGUCGAUAUCAUAUGAAGACCUAAAUGAGGAAAACAACAUUCGGACAGCAAUCAAUGAAAUGUUGACCAAUACAAAAUACAAAAACAAUGCAAAACAAAGAUCAAAAAUCAUGCAUGACCAACCCAAUAAACCCAUGGAUACAGCAAUAUUUUGGAUCGAAUACGUUAUAAGACAUAAUGGUGCUCCACAUCUUAGAACUGCAGGGUUGGACUUGGCGUGGUAUCAGUAUAUAUCACUGGACGUAUAUGCAUUUGUCAUCAGUGUUAGCAUUUUAGUUGUAUUAAUAUUAUCCAAAUUGUUUAAGAUUUGCUGUAGAAAGACAAAAACUAAGACUGACAAAGUUAAGAAAAACAAUUAAUGUAGAUAAAGACAAUUAUUUAAGUUUCAUUAUUAUUACUCAAAGUUUAACAUAAUUAAUUUAUUUUUAAAGCUAAAUAAAACAUGUUUUUUAUUAACAUGUUUUAAUUGUAUAAUUACAUAACUUAGUCUGGAUUUAAAUUGUGGGAACAGAAAUUUUUAAAAUGGCUUACAAAAUUUAUUAAAAAAUAAAUUUUAAUUUUUAUGGGAGUUUCUCUAAUUUCCAUAAAAAAUCCCUUGUUAAAAUGAAUUUAUUCAGUCAUUUUUAUAACUUUUUUUAUCUUUACUUUAGAAGUUAAAUUAAUUGAAUCAACAUUAACCCU